Molecule: messenger RNA, 1013 nt
Organism: Fundulus heteroclitus (mummichog)
Lineage: Eukaryota; Metazoa; Chordata; Actinopteri; Cyprinodontiformes; Fundulidae
Gene: chac2
Product: ChaC, cation transport regulator homolog 2 (E. coli)
Exons: 3
Coding region: 174-740 (188 amino acids)
Biological process (GO): glutathione catabolic process
Cellular component (GO): cytoplasm
Molecular function (GO): gamma-glutamylcyclotransferase activity; glutathione specific gamma-glutamylcyclotransferase activity
Source: RefSeq, a predicted model, not a curated record
UAGAAAAAGGUUACGUAACCCGGAAGGUUUGACCGUUUGUUGCCAGGGUGACAGCCGGUGUCCCGUUCAACACAGUUACGGCUAAAUAUGCCGGGUUUUAUAAAGGUGGGACCGUCUGUGUAAGCUGUAGAUGACUGAAUAAACCGGUACCAGUCCGUCCAGUUGCCGUCGCUAUGUGGGUCUUCGGUUACGGGUCCCUGAUUUGGAAAGUGGACUUCCCCUACGAGGAGAAGAGAGUCGGCUACAUUAAGGGCUUCAGCCGCCGGUUCUGGCAGGGCAGCACCGACCACCGCGGAGUCCCGGGGAAGCCCGGUCGUGUCGUGACUCUGAUCGAGGAUCCCGAGGGGUGCGUUUGGGGCGUCGCCUACAAGCUGCCGACGGGGCAGGAGCAGGAAGUGAAGCGCUACCUCGACUACCGCGAAAAAGGCGGCUACCAGGUCAUCACGGUGACCUUCUACCCCCGUCCUCAGUCCAACCACUCGCCCAGCCCGACGUUGCUUUACAUCGGCAACGAGGAAAACCCCAACUACCUCGGCCCCGCGCCCCUGGAGGAGAUAGCCAACCAGAUCGUGAACUCCACCGGUCCGAGCGGGGAGAACACCGAGUACCUGUUCCAGCUGGCUCACGCGGUGAGGACUACCAUGCCUGAGGACCCAGACAGACAUCUGUUCACUCUUGAAGAAAUAGUGAGAGAAAGGCUACAAAAGCAACAACAAACGCUGGUUGCCAAGAUUAAAUAAAAAAAAAAAAAGUUUUAUCUGUUAUCUAUUGAGACCGGAUUGGUCGAUUUUAUCUCUGGGGUUCAGAUACACAUACAGGAAAUCAUUUGGGUUUUGUUUUAAAAAGAAAUGUUGAUCUAUAUCGGAGUGCACUACGGUGAAAGGACAAUGUUUAAUUUUAAUUUAUUACCAAAACAAAGAUUGCACUGGUAACGAUGUGUUGUACUGCAUGUUUAAAAAGGCAUUACAAACACAUGACUAUGUGUUAAUAAAAGCAAAGAGAGCAAGAAGUGU